UCAUGUACCAUCUCUCCUGUUGAUAAUUUUCUUUCUCCAAAUGGCCCCUUUUGCGAAUCCACUUUCAUUUAACUUCACAAGCUUUAAGGAUGGUAAUGUUAAUGUAGAAGAAGAUGCUGCUGUUGUAAGAGAAGCUAUCCAAAUCACCUUGAACAGCAUGGACCAAAACAACAACUACAGCGUUGGCCGUGUCACCAGCAAAUCACUGAUGCAGAUUUGGGACAAGAAUUCUGGUGGUGGCCUUGGCCUUGUAGAUGGCAACAAAGUACUGAAUUCAACUCAGCAUUCAUUCGUCGCCGUGGAGUUUGACACCUUCCACAAUCCAUGGGACCCUCAAGGUAAUCAUGUAGGCUUGAAUUUCAACUCCAUGAAAUCUAAUAUAAGUAAGACAUGGUUGGUGGAUAUUAUGAAAUGGAGAGUAUAUAAUUGUAGCAUUAAGUACAAUUCAACCACUCUUAAUUUAAGCGUUUCAUUCACUCAGUACACUGAUAAUUCUUCAUCAGAGGAUUAUGUCUCAUACAAGGUUGAUCUGAGAGACCACUUGCCGGAGCGCGUUAUUGUUGGCUUCUCUGCUGCAACAGGGAGGUUGUUUGAGGUGAAUACUCUCAAGUCUUGGUCAUUCAGUUCAAGUUUGGAUAUUCUUGAGAAUGUCAGAAAUCCGAUGACAGCACCGGCAGCAUCACCAACUCCUAGUCCUGAUUCUGAAAAGGGGAACAAGUUAAGACUGUUGGUGGGGAUUGGAAUUGGUGCAGCCUUGAUUCUUAGUUUGUUAGUUUGUGCUUUAAUAUUGUGGAAGAAAAGUAGAGGGAAAAAAGAGGACUUAACUUUUGAUCUGACCAUGGAUGAUGAAUUCCAAAAGGGCUCUGGACCAAAGAGGUUUGGCUACAAUGAACUUCGAAGUGCAACUAACAAAUUUUCAGAUCCGAAUAAGCUUGGUCAAGGUGGUUUUGGCAGCGUGUACAAAGGUUAUCUGAAGAACUCAAACACCAAUGUUGCCAUCAAGAAGAUUUCAAGAGAGUCUAGCCAAGGGAUAAAGGAAUAUGCAACUGAAGUGAAGAUCAUUAGCCAGCUGAGACAUAGAAAUCUAGUACAACUCAUAGGUUGGUGCCACAGGAAGAAUGAUCUACUCCUCAUAUAUGAGUUCAUGCCAAAUGGAAGCUUAGAUUCACAUUUAUAUGGCGGAAAAAGCCUCUUGACUUGGCCAACAAGGUACAACAUAGCUCUGAGCCUGGCUUCAGCAUUGCUUUACCUACAAGAAGAAUGGGAACAAUGUGUGAUUCACAGGGACAUCAAACCAAGCAACAUAAUGUUGGAUUCAUGCUUCAAUGCAAAGCUUGGUGAUUUCGGUCUGGCAAGGCUAGUGGAUCAUGAGAAAGGUUCAAGAACCACGCUAAUCGCAGGAACAAGAGGCUACAUUGCACCAGAAUAUGCUACUUCAGGAAAGGCUACCAAAGAAGCUGAUAUAUACAGCUUUGGAGUUGUGCUAUUGGAGAUUGCAAGUGGAAAGAAACCAAUUAUUGGGCUAGAUUCUAACAAGGAGGACAUAAUAACUGUUGUUGAGUGGGUUUGGGAGCUAUAUGGAAUGGGAAAGUUGCUUGAAGCAGUGGACCCAAAGCUAUGUGGAGAAUUUGAUGAGAAUCAAAUGGAGCGCGUGCUUGGUGUUGGACUUUGGUGUGUUCAUCCAGAUUACAAAUUCAGGCCAUGCAUACGGCAAGUCAUCCAAGUUCUUCAAUUUGAAGCUCCUUUACCAAUUCUCCCAGAAAAGAUGCCAGUGCCAACAUAUCUUCCUCCAGAUAUAAGAGCAAUCUUUCGUUCAAUUUCACCUCACUUUGCAAUUGAGACAACGGAAUAUUGCAUGGGUGACUAGUGAGUUGUUUAACUAACAUCUUUUGUAUGAUCAAAAGUCUAACACAAAUUUGUCUUU
Arachis duranensis is the source of this 1924-nucleotide messenger RNA. RefSeq names its product L-type lectin-domain containing receptor kinase IX.1-like. The transcript has 2 exons. Lineage: Eukaryota; Viridiplantae; Streptophyta; Magnoliopsida; Fabales; Fabaceae. Gene Ontology annotation, molecular function: ATP binding; carbohydrate binding; protein kinase activity. The record is from RefSeq and is a predicted model, not a curated record. The coding region runs from base 41 to 1867 and encodes 608 amino acids. Gene Ontology annotation, biological process: protein phosphorylation. Gene Ontology annotation, cellular component: plasma membrane.